Messenger RNA from Pestalotiopsis fici W106-1, 2937 nucleotides. RefSeq lists its product as uncharacterized. The record is from RefSeq and is a predicted model, not a curated record. The transcript is spliced from 5 exons. NCBI's taxonomy places the organism in Eukaryota, Fungi, Ascomycota, Sordariomycetes, Amphisphaeriales, Sporocadaceae. Bases 1 to 2937 code for a protein of 978 amino acids. Gene Ontology annotation, biological process: protein phosphorylation. Gene Ontology annotation, molecular function: ATP binding; protein kinase activity.
AUGAACAAUAGUCGCGACCAACAUGCGCGCCGAAGAGCCUGCUUUGAAAGUAUUGCAAAUGGGAUCCAAGAUGCCAUGUGCAUGGCCGACGAUCCAGAGAAGGCCUUUUGCCGCAGUUCUGACAUGAGAGCAAUAUGGAGAACGUCACAAUUGCGGGGCCUGCUUUUCGACAGCAACUUGACGACCGAGCAAAUCGAGGCUAUACAAAACCGGUUACUGGGCUUCCUGUCAUUCAUUGUCUGGACUGAUCUCCCAGAGUUGGACUGGUUUUCGACUGUCAAGAGCUACCUGUUCUCUUCUCCCAAUAGCACAAUCACACGAUUCACCGACAAGAACCUUCCUCUCGAUGCCGAGGAACUUGCUUCCAUGGGGUUGAGUCCUCGCCGGGUCAAGAGGUCCCUGGGGGACCAAUACCGAUUCAUUCCAGCCAUUCUCGACUUUAGUCAUCAGCCUCAAACCCAGAAUAUUGAUUCGAGGCUCCGCAUGCCUUUCGAAUUUCGAUCGACGGAGGAGAUAUCGGGAGGUUAUGGCUUGAUAAAUUUUUACCAAGUUUCGCCUGGAUACAUUCAAAGUCGCAAAUAUAGCCAAUUCCCGUGGACGGCAAAUGAACCAUAUGCUGUAGCAGUCAAGUCUUUCCGAGGGGAUGAAGAAGCGCUGGAUGACGCCAAAAAGGAAGUGGACACACUCUGCAGAGUCAAGAGGACCCUUCCAAGCGAGGUAUAUCGCAUCACUCUCCAUCAUACUAUCAUUGAGCAGGAUUCUCGGUACUUGAUUGUUUUACCGAUUGCCGACCUGGGAAACCUCCACCAAUUCUUGCACGCCGAGGCAGCAGUCAGCUCUAGGACAUAUAAUCUUGCUCCGGAAAGUUUUGAUGAACGCUUUAGGGAUCUCCCAGACCGUGGCGCUCCGCUAGCUGGUGCCCUGGCAAAGGAAUGUGUCGCCAUUGCCGAUGCUUUGAAGUGGCUUCACGCUGGCUUUUCCGAUGACCACGCUUCCUCUGUCAACCUUGCCCACAUGGACUUGAAACCGGAUAACAUUCUCUUGUUCAACAUAGGAGAUGGUCCUGUGGGGUGGUGGAAGCUGGCCGAUUUUGGAAUAUCUGUGAUCAAGAAGGUUAGCAAAGAUGGUAAUGUGGAAAACGCAACAAUGCACACGAGAGCGCGGCGACCCACAAGCACCUACCAAGCACCUGAAAUCGAGAGAGCCUGGGAUGAUUCGGGCGGUCAAUUCAAGGUCGGCAGAAAAAGUGACGUCUGGUCUUUUGGGGCAAUCUUCUCGGAGAUUCUGACUUUCACCGAAACGGGGCCGCCUGGGGUAGAUCAAUUCAGAGAUCUAAGACGCGGCCCAUAUGACAGCUUCUACUCGGAGUCCCCAAGGCAAUCUACUCACCUAAGCAUUCAAAACCAUGGCAAGAACUAUCAAUUAAGAUCAGAAGUGACAGAAUGGCUUCAAGAGCUUCGGAACAGUGCAGGGCCGGAGCGCAAUUAUGUCACUUGCUGGGCAUACUGUAUCGAAUCCUUGCUUGUGGCGGAUCCCGAGGCGAGACCUGAUGCCGAAAAAAUGUAUGCCAACGUUUUGCACGUUUCUCAACAUAUUGACCAGAUCAUUCAAAAGAGAGAUACAGACUGUAUUUUUACGUUGCAUCAUCGUCAACAACAACAACAACCACCACCACCACCACGAGUCCCGGAUAUAUCGAUCGAAACAGUGGGCCAGCGUAACAUGUCGAUAGGCUCUAGUGUGAGACAUUCGGACAUCUUCGACACAGGCUCUGAUGGACCCUCUCACGAUUCAUCGAGCCACGUAUAUGAUUCAGCUGACUUCUCAACUUCUUUCAAACAUGGUCCGCCAGCAAUACCACCCAUGGGGUGGCAACAUGUUGAGACACACGCUAUGUCAUGGGAAGUAAAGAUCAAAGGUUCAACUCCAAGUGCUGUAGCGGUCGGGAAAUACUGGAUUGCAUACCUCGCCAAAUCAACAAUUUCUUUGUCCAGGAUCCUUCCAGAUAAGGAUGGGAAUAACAUUACCGAGACGGUGAGAGCUAUUGACUUACCCUUCAAGGCAAGGACAGAUCGUAGCGGUAUCGUACUUGCUGGGCAGUACCUUGCGGCUUGGGGGGAAUCCAAAACAUCAGAACCAAUGCUUCAUGUAUAUAAGCUAGACUACCAGGACGCCAGAGCUACUCCUAUUCCAAUCCCAAUACCAACAAGGUAUUUCGAGCAUUCAAAGAGAAUCGCUAUAUCACUUGAAGGGUUUGUUGCUGUAAUAAAUAUGAAAGAGUUAUUCAUAUUGCAUGUUGGAAGCCCGAACGAAAUACACACUCGUCACACUUCCAGAGAUGUCCCUCUGGAGCAGAAUUGCUACAUCGAAGAUAUUGCAUUCAAUGAGGAAGGGAACCUUCUGUAUGUGUGGGCGACGGGCCUCAGCAAGGGCUGGCUACUUUGCUAUCGCGUUACGGAGCUUCCUAGCAUUGAGCUGGAGGCCAGAACCCGUUACGAUUUUGAAGGACACGUGAAACUGCACCAGACCCGAUUACUUCCCUUCAACCAAGCUUUGGGGUGUCUUGUCGUUCCGGACGGCGACAACCAAGUUGCUUUCGUUCCUGAUAGCGCUAUUCUCCAUCAUGCGCCAAGAACACUCUAUGCUUUCCCAAUUCAGCCUAGACUCUUGGAUAUUCGAGCAGCAUGUUUACAUCAAGACCAGUCCUUUGUUGUAGUCACUUCGAAACGGAUUCCUUCUUCUUCAUUGGUACACAUAUUGCCAGUCAGACCAACUGGUGGGUUUGAAGAAGAGAGCACCCUCUGCCGACUAGACUCGCGAUUGAAGGAAGGGUCAGCGAUGCAGGUCAUUCUCUGCAAUGAUGAAGCUGCGAGCAUUAUUCUCAUCUGCCAAGUAGAUGGCAAGAUUUACGCUAUCAAAUGCAGGCCCAAAAGAUGA